Molecule: messenger RNA, 6675 nt
Organism: Crotalus tigris (Tiger rattlesnake)
Lineage: Eukaryota; Metazoa; Chordata; Lepidosauria; Squamata; Viperidae
Product: GON-4-like protein
Exons: 32
Coding region: 131-6382 (2083 amino acids)
Biological process (GO): regulation of DNA-templated transcription
Cellular component (GO): nucleus
Molecular function (GO): transcription coregulator activity
Source: RefSeq, a predicted model, not a curated record
UCCGCUUCCGGCCGGGGAAGCGGGGCCUCCGGAUUGGGGGGAAAAGAAAAAUGGCUGGAAUGGGACUCUGCAACUGUGGAGGAACCGCCGGGGAAGGUCCUCGCGCUCCGUCGGGAAGCCUUUAGCUGCCAUGUCCCUCUCUCCCGCCAUGUUGCCCUGCAAGAAGAGGAAAACCGUCCGGAUGGAUCCCUUUUCCGAAGCCGAGCCUGUUCCGACCGAGGCAUCUCCUUCAGAUGGCUCCCUUUUGCCAAAGCCAGAGACCGAACAGGAAGACGGAGAAGUUCCUCCUACUGUGAAAUCCCUGGGGGGUGCGCAGAGUGUCGAUUCGCUCCAAGAAGUAAAGGCGGAAACUGACAAGACGGCCCUUUUUAUUUCAGUGGAUGAACGAGAAGGAGGGAAAAAAAACAGGCGGAAGGGAGUUAAAAGGAAAUGGGAUGGGAAGUCAGCCGAGGAAGACGAAGGAGGAGGAGGAAGAACUUUAGCUUGUGACCUCAAACUGGACGACACCCUGGACCGGACGUUGGAAGACGGGGCGAAGCAGCACAAUUUGACGGCCGUCAACGUGCGAAACAUCCUCCACGAGGUCAUCACCAACGAGCAUGUGGUGGCCAUGAUGAAAGCAGCCAUCAGCGAAACGGAAGACGCCCCUGUCUUCGAGCCCAAAAUGACACGGUCCAAGCUGAAAGAAGUGGUAGAGAAAGGGGUGGUGAUUCCAACCUGGAAUAUUUCUCCCAUCAAGAAAGCCAACGAAGUGAAGCCCCCUCAGUUUGUGGACAUCCCUCUUGAGGACGAUGAUUCGUCGGAUGAGGAAUACCAGCCGGAAGAAGAUGAAGAGGACGAAACGGCGGAGGAGUGUUUAUUGGAGAGCGAUGUGGAAAGCAACAGCUCAUCCCCGUGGGGCGCCAAGCGCUCUCGUUCGAGACCGUCGGAGACGGUGGAGACGGACGAGGAAGGAGUGGCCCCCUUGGAGGCCGAGAAGGGCUGCCCCCCUCCCGUCCAGCAACACGUCAGUGCCAAAGUCACUCCCAUGGGCCCGCCCCCGCCCCCCAAGCCGAAGCAAAACAAGGACACCGUGUUCAUGGAGAGGCUGCACGCCGUCGACGAGGAACUGGCCUCCAGCCCCGUCUGCAUGGAUUCCUACCAGCCUUUGGAAGACAGCUUAAUCGCCUUCCGCACGCGCUCCAAGCGGCCGCUGAAGGACGUGCCUCUCGGUCAGUUGGAGGCUGAGCUUCGCGCUCCGGACAUCACGCCGGACAUGUACGACCCCAACACAGCGGAUGACGAGGAGUGGAAGAGGUGGCUGGGUGGCUUGAUGAAUGACGACGUGGAAAACGAAGAUGAAGCUGAUGAUGACGAUGAUGACCCCGAAUACAAUUUCUUGGAAGAUCUGGACGAACCGGACACGGAAGACUUCAGGAAUGACCGUGCCGUCAGGAUCACAAAGAAAGAAGUCAACGAGCUGAUGGAGGAACUGUUUGAAACGUUUCAGGAUGAAAUUGGCUUCCCCAACAUAGAGGACGAUGGACAGGAGGACGAAGAUGGCGCUGCUGAGGCCCGGCCCAAUUUUAAUACCCCCCAGGUGCUCAGGUUUGAGGAGCCCCUGGCCAACUUGCUGAACGAGCAGCACCGGACGGUGAAGGAACAGCUGGAGCAGCUGCGGGUGAAGAAGUCCACCGUCAAGCUGCCCCAGGAGAUGGAGCGGUCCAAGCUGCGGAACGAGAAGGCGGCCCAGAGCCUGGCGCUGGACCCCGGGCAGAGGAAGAGGCUGCAGCAGCAGAUGCAACAGCACGUCCAGCUUCUGACCCAGGUUCACCUCCUCUCCAGUUGCAACCCCAGCCUGAGCUCGGAGGCCAGCACUGCCCAGCUCUUCCUGACCGAGUUGGAGAGCUUUGCCCAGAGUUCCCUGCUCCUCAAUCAGCCUUCCAGCCCCGGAUUCCAGACUUCUUUCCAGCCUUUCAACUUGAAGGAAUCUCUGCAGCUGAUCAAGGACUUCCACGCUCAUGUCAAGGUCGAGUGGAGCCCUCGCAAAGCUGUGAAAAAGAACAUGAACAAUUUUGCUUGCUUGCCCAAGCAAGUGGCCUGGAUCCUAGCCACCCAGAGAGUUUUCCUGUACCCAGAACUGCUGCCCACCUGCUCCUUCAAGGCCAAAACACCCCGGGAUAAGAUUGUGUUCACCAAAGGGGAAGAUAACUUGUUAGCGCUGGGCCUGAAGCACUUCGAAGGCACCGACUUCCCCAAACCCCUCAUCAGUAAGUACCUCUUGACCACCAAGACGGCCCACCAGCUGACGGGACGGAUCAAGAACCGUAACAUGAACCGCGUCCCUGACAACAUCAUCCGAUACUACAGAACUACGAAGCAGCUUCCGGUUUUGUCCCGGCUUUGCGGGGAAGUUCAACCUGGAGAUUGGAAGCCGCCCGCAGAACAGGAAGAGCAUCGCUUGCCGUUCUGGUUAAAAGCCAACCUGCCCUCCAUCCAAGAGGCCACAGAGCAGCAGCGCACUAGAGAGGCCUCCCGGGGCCCCGACGCGGAUCCCAAGGCAGGACGCGACACGGCCAGUCCCGCUAACCUUGAAUGCCCUCUGCGCAUGCCGGAGGGCAUCCAGCUGAUCCUGAGGCCCCUGAGCAGCCACUUUUGCCACCGGAUCUGGCGAUGGCAGCGACCGGCCGUUGCCAAACCCUUCCUGGUCCAGCCGAGCCUUUGUUUGCCCCCGGCCGGGGCGGGCGGCUUCCUCAAGCAGCCCCCGCCUGCAGCAGCCCCCGGCAAAUUAGCGACUCACGUCUCCCCUUUAUCCCAACCGGCUUCGCUCGUCCAGCCGUUGUCGGCCGUGCCCUCCGGACUGGGCAGCGGCCCCCCGUUGGAGCUGCAAGGCGUGCUCUCCGCUAAGCAGCCGUACUUGGCUCCCGCCCUGGCCCAGAACAUGGUCUCUUCUCUGCCGGUUGCUUUCCAGUCUAAAAUGAUCCUCCCGGCUCUGCCCGCCAGCCGGGUCCGGAAGUCUCCCCUCCCGAGGGGGUCCCAGAAGCAGAAGACCCCCUUGCUGAAAGCUGCCCCCGUGCUUCACCCGGCCCCCGUCAUCUUCACCGUCCCCGCCGGGACGGUCAAAGUGCUGGGCAUCGCCAACGGCUGUAACGUGCUGCAGCCCCUGUCGGCCGCUCCCAGGGCCGCCGUCUCUGCCCCCCAGUCCAUCCCCAUCACCACGCUGCUGGUCAACCCCACCCCCUUCUCCUGCCCACUCAGGCAGCCCUUGGCGGCUUCCCCUGCCCUGCCCUUAGUGGUGGCCUCCAGUCCGGGCCCGGCGUCUGCCCUGGGCAAAGAUUCGGAGAUGGCCGCUCAGCCGGGCAGCCACUUGGCGUCCGGCGGGGACGCUGCAGAUCCCGUCAAGGCCAAGCUCAAAACGGACUCGGAAGAAGGCCCAGGAGAAGCUGGUGGCCCGUGGUCCUCCGAUCACAACUCGGGGGUCCAAACAGAACCUCCCGUCCAGAGUUACGUGGAGGUGGGGGAAGGCAGAGUUGCUGAGGGCUUAGCCCCCGCUGCCUUCUCCCCCUUGGUGGAGUUAGGAGAGCUGGUCAAGAUGGACGUGGAAGGCUCGCAGGAGACCCCUCCUUCAGAAGCAGCCUCUGUUCCUCCGGCUUCAGAAGGCUCCCCCGUGAAAGAGGGGUUGAUUUUGGACCUUGGGCAGGGCCUGGAGGCCGAGCCGGCCCCGGGGAGCCAACCCAGGAACCAACAUGAGGAAGAGGAAGAAGAGGAGACCGUCAACUCAGCAGGCCUACAAGCAGCGUCUUCAGCAGAAGAAGGGAGUCAUGCUUCCCCAGCAAACUUCAGCAGCUCCGUGGCGGCUGCGUCGGAGCCCAGCAGCUCCGUGGGAAAGGGGGAGGAAGUGGCCGGAGCGGGGGACCGCCCUGAAGGGGCAGCGUCAGCCGGCCAGGAAGGAGGAGGCGAGAAAGACGGGCUGGAAGAAGAGGAAGAGGAGGAUUUUGAUGACUACAUCCCGGAUGAGGAAGACGAAAUGUCUUCAGCUUCGGAGGAGUCGGUGCUGUCGGUGCCAGAGCUUCAGGAGACCAUGGAAAAACUGACGUGGCUGGCCUCCGAGAGGCGGCUGAGCCAGGAGGGGGACUCGGAAGAGGAAAACUCGCAGGAAGAGAACUCGGAGCCGGAGGAGGAAGAGGAGGAGGAGGAGGAAGGUGAAGGAGAACCUGUGGAGAACCGGCAGAAGGAGGAUGAAAUGGCUGACGAGGCUGUGGGUCCGGGAGACGGGCCGGCCUCCUCUCUCGCUUCAACCUGCACCGUGCCGACGGUGGAGGCCAGUAGCAUUCCUCCAGGAGAGAACCCCAAAACCACCACCAAGAGCCGAGGCUCCCACCGAGCCCGAGCCAAGCGGGGCCGGGGCCGCACCAGCAAAGAUGCCUCCAAGCUGCUGCUCCUCUACGAUAACAACAUCCUGGAGAGAGACCCACUGCGCGAACAGAAGGACUUCGCUUUCGCCCAGGCUUACCUGAAUAGGGUCCGCGAAGCCCUGCGCCUCGUUCCGGGCAAAUACGAAGAAUUCCUCCGCAACAUUUAUGAAUUUGAGAACAACUUGCAGAAGCAGACGGCUGUCGACCUCUACGCCCGGUUGCAAAUCCUCCUUCAGGAUUGGCCUCAACUGUUGACCGACUUUGCGGCCUUCCUGUUGCCCGAGCAAGCGCUGGAGUGCGGGCUGUUUGAGGAACAGCAGGCCUUCGAGAAGAGCCGGACGUUCCUUCGGCGGUUGGAGAUCUGCUUUGCUGAGAAUCCGUCCCACCACCAGAAGAUCAUCAAGGUGUUGCAGAACUGCGCAGAAUGUGUCCCGCAAGAGAUCGUGGAACUGAAGAACCAGAUGUGGCAGCUGCUGAAAGGACACGAUCACCUGCAGGACGAGUUCUCCGUCUUCUUCGAUCACCUGCGCCCCUCGGCCAGCCGCCUGGGGGAUUUUGAAGAAAUCAAUUGGACGGAGGAGAAAGAAUACGAGUUCGACGGGUUUGAAGAAGUCUCGCUGCCAGACAUGGAGGAAGAGGAGGAGCCCCCCAAAGUCCACGCCGCCUCGAAGAACAAGAGACGGAAGGAGCUGGGGAGCCAGAAUGCCGAGAAGGUCCCCUUUCAGGAGGCCGAGUGGCUGGACGGGCACAAGGACUGGUGUGGCUCCUGCCACGAGGGCAGCGGGGACCCCCGGCUAAAGCGGAGCAAGCGACGGAGUUGCGCCCACUGCUGCAGCAAGGUGGGAGAGCCCAAAGGCCCCAGAAGCAAAGAGCCGGGCGAGUUGGCCGAGGGCCGUGGGCAGCGGGAGCCCAGCCCUCGGCUGGAAGGGAAGGAGCCCCCCGAGGGCAGCGCGGAGAGGAGGGACGAUGGGGAAGCCGUCCCCGGCAGGAUCAGAGCUGCCAGCCGGAAGGGCGAGUCGGCCGGAGGAGGUGCUCGCCCGGAAGGGAAGCCCCUUUCGUCCAGAGAUGCCCCCCCGGAGGGUCUUCUCCCACCGGCUGGCAAAGCCCCGGAGUCCUCUCCUCCCCCUGCCCCUCCCUGCCCUCCAACCGGGGGCGAGCCCGCCAGGAAUUCUCCCGUGACUGCGCCGCUGCCUCCGAGGGGGGCCAGCCCCCCCAAGCCCCACCGGCUGAAAAGCAGCCUGGGCCCCACGGAGGGCAAAAGAGAGGUGGGACUCGGCCCCAGGAGCGGGGAGCCACCUGCAGCCCCCAAGCCAGACCGUUCGGAGACCGGAAGCCCUUCCAACGCAGCCAGGCCAAUUCCUGGUUCUGCUCCCUCCCUCGUUCCUUCUGGGUUGGAUCUCACGGAGGCAGACGUCCAGCCCCCCUCGGUGAGCCCAAAGGCCAAAGCAAGGGAGAUGCUGUCCGUGGCCUCGGAAGACCUCGCCCCAAAGGCUUUGGGGGCGAGCGAGAGCCUGCCGGCUCCACAGGAGAUCCCCGCAGCCGCCAGCCUGCAGGCCGCGAACCCAACCGGGAAACCAUCCGAGGGAGGGGAUGUCCAUUCGCACAAGGAAGAGGGGUUGACCCCGGUGGCAGGGGAAGACCCUCAGCAGAGGACCAUCGAACCCACCGUGUGUGCCAAGAACAUCAAGGUCAGCUCGACGGGGGAAAAAGUGGUCUUGUGGACCAGGGAAGCUGACCGGGUGAUCCUGACCACCUGCCAGGAGCGAGGGGCUGAUCCGAAGACUUUCAGCGCCAUCUCCGAACAGCUGGGCAACAAGACCCCAGAUGAGGUGGCCCACCGUUUCCGCGAACUGAUGACCUUGUUCCACACGGCCUGCGAGGUCAGCUCGGACGACGAGGAAGACGGCAUGAGCACCAGCAACGCCGAUCAGCUUUCCGACAAAGAGCCCGCCCUGUCGGAGGACGACCCGGAAGAACCGGGCUUUUAAUCCGGGUCAAGCCCUCCUCUCUGGCAGAGAGGAACGUUUGGGGGGGGGUCUGGCCGUGCGUUUUGGCCCACCUUCGCUCUGCAGCUCCCUUUUGCGACCCCGAAGAUUGGCCGGUUUUUAAUUCCCCCCUGCGAAAGAUGGAGGGGAGGAAAAAACCAACCAUCUCUCGGCUCUGUAAAUAUAUAUUUUUUUUAAAGUAGGAAAUGUAUAAAUUAACGGGGAUGGGGGGCUGAAUAUUUAUUGAGCGUGGUAUUUUAAAGAAUUAAAGCAGACCGUCGAGGCGGCGUUUCCUC